UGUACGAGUUUCGCUAAUGUCUAUACACGAGGUCCUGGACAUGAACUGUCAUCCGGCCACCGUAUAUUACGCUGUACGCCUAAUAUUAUAAUAAUACGAUGACUGUAUACCACGCAAACAAAACGAUACGACACAGCACCACAUCGACGGUCUGUCGUGUGUGCGCAGCUGCAGAUGAUAUUUAGCCGCACGCAUGCAACCGUAGUUGUUAUCAUAGGAAAGCGACGACGACGGGGCGCGCUGGUUUUAUUAUUAUUAUUUUUUUUUUUAUAUCGUUGCGGCUUACAUGCUCACACGCAAUACAAGUAAUAUGAUGUGAUUAUUAUGUUUUACGUUUUUACGGUCUUAGGUUUUAUUAAAUGCGUCGAAUUCGACGGUUUCAAAGGCUGCGUUCUAUAAAUACUCCUGUUGUUCUCAGAAAAAGGUCCGAUAGCUAUCAUAUCUGCAAGUCGUCUGCUGCCGCCGAUUCACGACGAUCCAGUUGAACAUAUUAGAAUAGUAGUGCUAUAAUAUACAUAGCGUAGCCGCGAGCUCGUCCGGCCGCUGCAGCACCGGUUACCGCGGUAUAUAUUAUAAUAUCGUAUACGAAACCGCGGUCGAUUCGUGUGCGUAUACCUGCAGCGGGUGGUCACGCGAUGUCCGGUUUCAACGCGGUGGCGUUGUUGAUGGCCGCCGCGGCGGCCGUGGUGUUCGGCGCCGGCGACCGUUGCACGGCGGCGGCCGGUGCGGACGCGCCCGCGGCCCUGGCCGCGUACACGCUGAGCGGCCAGAACAUCGAGUGGCCGUGCACGUCCACCAAGAGCGUUUACGCGGACACCGGCCGGUACGUGGCCAAGAACGUGAUCGCCACCAGGGCCCAGGUGUGGGGCGACCGGGCGUUCGUGCUCACGCCCAGGUUCCGGUCCGGCGUCCCGUUCACCGUGUCCACCGUCCGGCUGGAAUGCGAGCAAAGGUGCUGGCCCAUGCUGUCGCCGUACCCGUGCUGGGCGCUGCACGACGAGGGCGACCCGAACGCCAUACAGAACGCCGUCGACAUAUACCUGGACCCGACCGGCUUGCUGUGGGUGCUCGACAGCGGGUUGGUCAACACCGUGGAACAGCCGGUCCGCCGGACCCAGCCCAGGAUAUUCGCCAUAGACGUCAAAACCGACAAGGUAGUCAAGCAAUUCGACUUGUCGGGGCUGGUGUGCUCGGCCAGCCGAUUAAACUACAUCACGGCCGACUACGGAGAUGAUGGCAGGGCGUUCGUGUACGUGUCGGACGCAGCCACGCGGGCGGUGAUCGUGUGGGAGGUGGCGGCGAACCGGAGCUAUCGGGUGGUGCUGCCCAAGGCGAUCACGCACGACUGCACCGGCCGGCGGGACGUGCUUUACAUCGCACUGGCGAGGGGAUCGGCAGCGGGCGGCGGCGGCGGCUCCCUGUACCUGACGUACUUGACCAGCAACCGCAUGUACAGGAUCGACACGUGCAACCUACGGCAGGGUUGCUCGGAGGGCACCGUCGUCGACCUGGGCCCGAAGCCGGAAAAGAUAGUCCUCCUGGGCACGGACGGCCGGACUACCGUGUACUUCCGGUAUCGGGGCCAGGGCGACGUGUACGCUUGGGAUACGGACCGGCCCGGCGACGGCGCGUCGUUCGGCCCCGAUAGGUUUGCGUUGGUCCGGAAAGCCGACGACUGCGGCCGGUUGGCCACGCACGUGGCACCGGACAACCAAGGCGGCGUCCUCUGGAUACUCGAGAGCAACUUCCCCGACUACGUUUCCGGCGCAGUAGGUUGUCUGGGCGCCAAUGUCCGCUUGCAGCCCCUCGUCGCCCAGUGUGGCAAAUAAUGCAUAUUAUAACGGUUAGUGAACGACUUCCGGCUGCUACCAAACAUCCCGUUUUUAAUAUGUUCCGGUAAAACAUUUCACUGCAUAGCCAAUGUUUAGAUGCGUUUUUUUUUAUUGUAGGAAAUAACAUAUUCUUAAAUUUCAAGCAGUUUUUAUCGUGUCCAAUAAAUCUAUUUGCAUAACUACUGUGAAUUAUAAUAUUAAAAAUUAUAUUGCCAAACUCGAAUAAUACACACAUAGCUCUCUUGCAGUAGAUUUGAUUUAUGUAAAUAUUAAAUAUGUUAAAGGUUAAAUUAUAGAUUCCCAUUAAACGUGUUAAAAUAAUAUAGUAAUGUAAGUUGUUAAAUUUAAACGAGAAGUACAUAGGUAAAGAAACGUUUAACGUAUUUAAUUUAAUACAUAUUUAUGGGGGACAAGUAGGGUUAUGUAUAUUAGGAAAAGCUACACGUUACAUACAUGACAUAUUAUAAUGUAUAUUUGUUAUUUUUUUUUUAGAUAUACGUGUCGAAUAUUAAUAUUUUAAAUCAUUAAUUAUCAUUAUUAUAAUAUUUAUUAUGUAUUUAUUUUAUUCAUAUAAAUUGUAUAACAAAAAAAUCAACUUUCACGUCUUUAACUAUUUAUUCAAAAAGAUAAAAUCAAGAACUCGAUUUAAGACUAGAUUAAGUACAUUAUAAUAAUAUUAUAAUAUUAUAGUAAAAGUAUUGUAACUUGUACGAAAAAUAAAUAUAUAUUAUGCACUACUUAACAAUAAAA
Rhopalosiphum padi (bird cherry-oat aphid) is the source of this 2582-nucleotide messenger RNA. RefSeq names its product protein yellow-like. NCBI's taxonomy places the organism in Eukaryota, Metazoa, Arthropoda, Insecta, Hemiptera, Aphididae. The record is from RefSeq and is a predicted model, not a curated record. Bases 636 to 1829 code for a protein of 397 amino acids. Gene Ontology annotation, cellular component: extracellular region. The transcript has 3 exons.